Engraulis encrasicolus (European anchovy) is the source of this 1612-nucleotide messenger RNA. RefSeq lists its product as uncharacterized. The record is from RefSeq and is a predicted model, not a curated record. Lineage: Eukaryota; Metazoa; Chordata; Actinopteri; Clupeiformes; Engraulidae. The transcript has 2 exons. Bases 215 to 1612 code for a protein of 465 amino acids.
CAGUCUCACUGCAGGGCCAGCCCCGCGCUUCAGCGGCCCGGGGCCGCCCGGGGCUCAGGAGAGUGGCCGGCUCGGAGCUGCCGGCCCCGGGCCAUUUUUUGCCUGAUCGGUCUCAUAGCCGACCCCAGGCACAUUCAGGUACACGCCUUGUUUGUGAAACGUCAGUCGGGCACAGCCCACUUUCGCCCCGCAUCCGCAUAUAGCUCUAGUCAACAUGAGCAACACGCAACAAGCCAAAUCACAGAAGGACAACAACAGAACAACGACAAAGAAGGAGAAGAAAAUAAUGGAGCAAACUCUGCUGGAGCAGGUCGCCGUUUGGCUCGUAGACUACGGACAAAGACGACAAGAACUGCAAAGAAAAUGGCUUGCCUUUCAAGAACAGUUAAAUAACAUGGCAAAGUCGAUUCAGAAGCUGUAUGGGACGCAGCGCAUGUUAAGAAGACAAAGACGCAUGAAAAUACAAGCAGCUCGACAACUGAGAGUGAACAGAAGGAGACGUGCGAGAGCACAGCUUGUUCACAGCUACUGCACUGAAGUGAUGUGUCUGAAAUCAGUGUGGACAUAUCCACGAUCGAGUGACUGGUGGGAGCACACCGCCAUGGCCUACAACGAUGAGCAGUGGCUGAACGACUUCAGAGUGUCCAGAGAAACGUUCGACUACCUCUGUAGGGCACUGAGACCGGCAUUGCAGCGACGAAACACCUCCUUUCGGCUGGCUAUUCCAUUGGAGAAACGAGUGGCCAUCGCGCUGUAUAAACUGGCAUCAACCGUUGAAUACAGGACUGUAGCCAACUUGUUUGCUGUGGGGAAAACUACCGUGGUGACGACUGUGCACGCCUUCUGCCGGGCCGUCAUAUCCUACCUCACACCAAAACACAUCAAGCUACCCAGCCAAGCAAAACUGGCAGAGAUGGCAGACUACUUCGAAACUAGAUACGGCAUUCCUCAGUGUGUGGGCGCCAUAGAUGGGUCGCACAUCCCCAUCACCAAACCACAGCAAUACCAGUCAGACUACUGCAACAGAAAGGGAUGGCAUUCCAUCAUUCUGCAAGCGGUUGUUGACGGGAAAGGGAUGUUCUGGGAUUUGAACGUUGGCAUACCUGGUCGAGAACACGAUGCCACGGUGCUGAAGAAGUCAAACAUCUGGUGGUGGGCCCUCGGUUCGGAUGCUUUGUCAGGCAGAGUCAGAAACAUCUGUGGUACCGACGUGGGCUACUUCAUCCUUGGCGACUCUGCGUAUCCUCUGCAGAGCUGGUUGAUGAAACCUUUCCCGGACAGUGGUCGACUGACACAAAGUCAAGAGCUGUACAACAAGAGGACAAGCCGUGCCCGCUGUGUUGUUGAGCAUGCCUUUGGGCGGUUUUUAAAAGGAAGAUGGAGGUGUCUGGGCAAAAAAAAUGAAUGCAGUGUCACAGUUGUUGAGGACAUGGUGCUGGCUUGCUGUACACUGCACAAUCUUUGCGAGCAAAACCUGGACGCAUUCCUUGCAGAGUGGGACGUUCCGUCACAACUUGCUCAACCUCUCCGCGUGGCAGAGGAAGGGGAAAAUGCCGACGCUGGAGCUGUCGUAAGACGUGCAUUGGAACAGUGGUUCGCUGAACAGCAGUAG